AUGUUCGAUGGUCAAAAGACUGUACAGAUCAUUUUUAUUGCAGGUGGUGGUUCUCCUGGCCGGAAACAAGUCUAUGAGCACGCCUUUUCAAGUACAGCUUAUCCACCACAAGCUCAUCUAUUUAUGCAUAAUGAGCUAACAUAUACGUCAACACCACCGAAAUAUAUAUUUUUCUUUUGUGUGCAACCUGCAGCAAUAGGUGGUGAAACCGCAAUAGCUGAUUCAAAAGAAAUUUAUUCGAAAAUAGAUCCAGCUAUCACUAAACAGUUGGAGGAUCGCGGUGUUAAAUAUUCCCGAUUGUUUAUUGAUGAAAAACGUCUUGCUGAAAUCGAUGUACACAACUAUCAAAUAACAAAAACAUGGCAAUUGGCAUUUGGUGUUCAAAGUAGUGAGCAAGCUGAGCAGUUAGCGCGACAAGUAGGAUAUGAAGAUAUACGUUGGUAUCCAAAUGGUGAUAUGCUCAUUAAAACAAAAACUUUACCAGCUACAAGAUCAACUGAAAAGAUAUGGUUUAAUCAAGUGCAAGGAUGGGAUCCACGGAUUGCCGCUGAUGCGAAUGCAAUCAAUGAAAAUUUACAUUUAACCAUUCAACAUCCGUACGAAGAAUUAUUUCAGUAUUAUCCACAGGGUUGUUAUUAUGGAGAUACAGAUGAAAUUAUUUCGUAUGACGAAUUGAAACAUAUAAAUGAUGUAACAUGGUCCUGUGCACAUAAUUUAGAUUGGAAAGCAGGUGACUUAUUGUGGAUUGAUAAUUUUCAAACAGCACAUGGAAAACGACCACAUGUCGAUAAUAAUUGGCAACGAAGGCAAAUAUUGGCAUCAUUAGCUGAUCCAUAA
Didymodactylos carnosus is the source of this 837-nucleotide messenger RNA. The record is from the annotation of a GenBank genome assembly. Lineage: Eukaryota; Metazoa; Rotifera; Eurotatoria; Philodinida; Philodinidae.